This is a messenger RNA of Bursaphelenchus xylophilus (pine wood nematode), 8408 nucleotides long. The record is from the annotation of a GenBank genome assembly. NCBI's taxonomy places the organism in Eukaryota, Metazoa, Nematoda, Chromadorea, Rhabditida, Aphelenchoididae.
AUGUCUCAACAGCGGAACACUGUCGCAAUAAAUCGGAGCUUAUGGGUGAGUUGGAAUUUCGGGCAAAAAAUGAUUUUUACUUUUCCAAAAAUUGCAAAAUUAGUCCUCCAAUUUCCAGCUCCUCCUCUUCUCCGCAAUUUUGGUGCACGCCGACUCCCGCAACAGCAAUGUCCCUCAGGCAAAGUCGCCGCCGUUGCCGGCGCCCAAAAUCCAAACCAUCGAUGGGCACAGCGAGACCUCGGCGAAGGCCAUGCAUCAUCUAAUGCAGCAUCAGGAACGAAUGAAGCUUCAGACUUUGAACAAACAAACAGCUGUUGUAAACAAUGGCCAGACCGGCAAGAAAGCGCCAAUCAAGAAUUCGAAUCAGUUGAAUCAGAAGGGCGCUUCUGAAGGCCUUCCGGCAUCGUUUAGACAAGCGACGCAGCCUUCGGGGAAAGGUGAGAAAUAUCUUUUGAUGAAGGUGUUUUGAUUUUUUGAGACAUUUUAUACGACAAAUUUGAAAAAUUUUAAAAAAGUAUCAAAAAGUAUCAAUAAUCAGAAAUGAGACUUUUUUUGUUUGAAACGUUAUUUGGUGGAGGUAUUUUGAUUUUUUGAGACAUUUUAUACGACCAAAUGUUUCAAAUCACCAAAAUUUUGGAAAGGUAUCAAAAGCUAUCAGUGAUCACUUUGGACGCUUUUUGCUAAUUUUUUUGAAAGCUUGUUUGGUGGAGGUAUUUGAUUUUUUUGGGACAUUUUAUACGGUCAAAUCUUCAAAAGCAUCAAAAUUUCUAAAAAGUAUCAAAAAGCAUCAAUAGUCAAAAUUGAGAAAAAAAAAUUUGUUUGAAAUUUCACUACAUUUUGAUCUUUUGUGACAUUUUACACGAACAAAAAUUUGGAAAAAGUAUCAAAAGUGUUAAUGACCAAAGGUGGGAAAAAAAUUUUUGCCUUAAAAAUUUGUCCGGUAGAGACAUUUGAUUUUUUGUGACAUUUUAUACGAUCAAUUCAAAAAAUUUUGAAAAGUAUCAUAGAGUAUCAAUGAUCACUUUUGCCGUUUUUUCCUUUUUUGUUUCUGAUGGUAUGUAGAAAACCUCGAACCCACCAUAUAACCAAUUUAUUGUAAUUUUUACUCAUAUUCUUCAAUUUCCAGACAAAUCCGCAACCGGCAGUAAAGCGCACGGCUACCAGACCCAACAAUACGCCUCCACUGGUGGUUGUGCGGGCGGACAAUGUGCGAAUGGCGUUAAUGGCGCCUACGGAGGCCAGGGAUACUCGAGUGUGGACUACAAUCCAUUGUUGGCGGGAGGUGUGCGCGGAGGGCCCGGAAUCAAGGCGAGGAUCAAUUCGCGUGGAUUCCAGUACGCUUCGGCCUUGAUUGCUCCGAUUUUGGAUCAAGCAAUCCGCAAAGCGAGAAUCCCACCGAUCACACAGAGAAUCGCAGAGGUAGGUUGAGAUUUUUUGAUGGAAAAAUUUGGAAAAUAUAAAUGAUAUUAGAAAAAUGACGAUUUUUUUGUUAUUUUUGCUAUAUCUUGUAAGAAAAUUAAUAUUUUUUCUUGAAAGUCAUACCAAGUGAGGCUAUAUGGCCUCUACUUUUUAUCUUUAUAAGUUUUUUGAAAAUGGCCUUGAAUUUUCGAAGGAAAAAUUUGGAAAAAUCUGAAAAAUAUGGAAAAAUGCCAUUUCUUCUUAUUUUUGCCAUAUCUCAUCGGGAAAUUCAUAUUUUUUCUUAAAAGAUCUACUAGGAUAGUCUAUAAGACCUUGGCUUUACAGUCAUAUGGGUUUUUGGAAACUUCUCUGCGCUAAAGUACGACUUUUUUUAAGAAAAACGGCUGUUUCCUUGAACUUUCGAGCUCUUGAAGACUUUUAUUUUUCCUGAAACCCUUCGGGCAUAAAAUAUUUUUUCACUGAUUUAUCCAAACAAUAGCAUCCAUGACGGUUAAGUUGAUAUAUCAUUUAGCAUGAUCCAUCAACUGUAUCAAAAGAUACGAUCAAAAUAAAAUUGCCACCUUUUACUGAAAUUCACAAAAUUUCAAAAUCAUCAUCCCGUAUUUUACCCGCAAUUUUUUCAGGUAAAUGGUUGUAUUCAAGUCUACAAUCUCUACGUUAGUCGCUACCGUUGCCCUCAACGAGUUGUCCUUUAUCCAGCGCCUCCAAAUCAAAUUGUUUUGGCUGUCCAGAAUCUGGAUGUUGGGUAAGUUGAUAUUAUGGCUUUUUGCGGUGUCAUCAUUAUACGUAUAUUGCAAAGAAAGUUAUAGUUAGCGCAAAUUUCAAUACAAAAGUUUUCAUCGACACUCUUCGAUACUUUUUGCGGAAAAAUUUAGAAAAAUUUAUUUUUUCCACAUAUUACUCCUAUUUUUUGAGCCACUUCGUAUUUUACCCUCCAACUUUCAGAGUGACCGGAAACUUGGCCGGAACGGCCAACAUCUUGAUCCCAAUUCCAAUCAGUGGAAUCAUCGAGGUGAACGCGCAUCAAGUCUCGAUUACCGUGGCGUUGGUUGUGGAUCGCGCGGCUAGCGGUGGAAUUAGUUUGAGAGUUGCAAGUUGUCAAGCCUACAUCGGAUACCUUGAUGCGUACAUCGUGAAUGGCGGUCUGAUCGGCGAUUUGGCCAAUGGAAUGUUUAGAGUGAGCGUUUGGUGGGGGUUUUAGGGGUUGUUGCGGAAUGCCAAGAAUUUGAAAAUUUUGGCGGGAAUUGAAAUUAUUGAAAUUUUUUAAGAUUUUUGAGCUAGCUGUGAUUCUGUAAAGGAUUUUGACUAAUUCAACAUUUCUUGUGAAAUUCCUGACCUUUGCAACGGAAUGCCAAGAUUUUUUGAAGAGUGCCAAAUUUGGCGGGAAAUUUGAAUUUUAAAAGAUUUUGUGAAGAAAACCGUGAAAAUUUUCACGUCAUUUGACAGUUUUUGACAUUUUACAACACUUGAAACAGAAUGCCAAAAACUUUAUUUUUGGCGGGAAAUUUGAACUUAAAAAGAUUUUGGGUGGAAAUUCAAAGAAUCUCUAAUUUUUACGUCAUUUUGACUGUUUUUGAUAUUUUACAGCACUUGAAACAGAAUGCCAAAAAUUUUAUUUUUGGCGGGAAAUUUAAAUUUCCAAAUUUUUGCUCGUUCAGGUAUCUAACACAAUAUCCGAUUUAACUAACAUAAGACCACUCUUUUCAGGGCCGAAUUUCCAGCCAAAUCCAGCAAAUGUUGCCGGGCGAGCUCUGCAACCGACUGCCCGGAAUCCUCGACUCGGAAGUCAACUCCAAACUCGGCGCCAUUCCUCAGUCCAUCUCGUUGACGCAAAUCCUGAAUGCGGCUGGUGGUGCGCUCGGAAUUCAGAACCUUCUGGCUGGCGCCGCAUCCGGCGGUCAAUGUCCCUCGACCUGUGGUGGAGCUCCAGCUCAAGUGCCAACGCCCGUUGUGGCGCCGCCAGUGCCAGUUGGGCCGGCGCCAGCUCCGUUGCCGCCAGUCGGUGCGGCGUUGCCAUAUCAGGCCGGUCCGGUGGCUAGACCGGUAGCCGGGCCUGUAGGAUUGCCUGUCGGGGCUGCUUUGCCUUAUAAUGUUGGGCCAGCCGCGGUGAGUAGGGAUUUUAAGCAAAAUUUUUGAAGAAAAAGAGAGCUAUGAGCCUUACUUAUAUAGGUGAUAUUUUUGGCUUUAAAACUUCUAUAGCCCUUCUAUUUUCAGCGCGCCGCUCCCAAAGCCCAAUCCAUUCCGAUCCCAACGGACCAUGGCCAUAAUGGAGACAACUUGGCCACACUCAACUCCCGAAAGGUCCAAAGAUACCAUGUGGCGGGAGUCAGUGCUGUGCAGGUAAAUACUUUCGCCCAGCAUUAACAUUUAGCUUCAAACCAGCCAAAAAUUCCGUCUGCAACGAAGCGACAGCUAAAAUUUUCAGCGGUUGAUAGGCGGGCUAGACGGUUUAUCAUGGCUUAGUUUUACGCUACGUCUAGAUGCUUCUAUAUAUUUCGGGUUGCCGUGCGUCUUCUCGGGUCAACAACAGUUCGGUCGAUUUUACUUUGGGUUUCUCCUUGAUUUUUCGUUGUAUGCAUGGCUAGGAGAAGGCAUAGUUAAUAGAAACUGUAAGAUUGUUCGGGCCCUAGGGUAGUUUGUCACCUAUUCUGUGGUAUUUUACAGGUAUUACGGCACUAAUUUCGAGAUAAAACUCACAGGUCUUUGUCUUUUGGAAAAAGUUUUGGUUUUGCUGGGCCAAGUCUCCGCCGAGCUCCAGCAGCUCUUACCGGCUUUGCAGGCACUUCCUACAACCUUGUUUUUUAGCUCUCCCACUUGUAUUGAACUAUAGUCGACCUGAAAUGUCGGGACGCGAAAAUAUUUAUUUAUUCGCCUUUCCAAGCCUCUAAAUUUUCGAAUUUUUCAGCAAGCCCGUCCCCUUCCCCGACCCGAAGGCUUCGACGCUCGCGGCCGCCGGAUCGCCCGCGCCGCCGCUCCAAAAGCAACGAUCCCGGUUGUGGUGGAGAGCCGAAACAAGACCAAAGCCAAAGCCUUUGGAAGUGGAUCUGUGCAGUUUGGCGGAGCCGGUGGUGCCGGUGAUGUUUGCUCUGGUUGCCCAAGCAGCGGCGGUGGAAGUCAGCUGGGAUUCUUGUCGACGCUGGUUCAGUCGUUGGAUUUGGUAAGUAAUUUUUUGGGGGAAACGUAAAAUUUUCAAGUCAAGAAUGUUGAUUUGAGCUACUUUCAGCCUUAGUUUUGUAGUGUUAGAACCUUGUAGGGGGACAUUUUAUACGAUGUGAUGAUUAAAACUUUUUUGAAAAGAUCGAAAAGCGAUGCAUAAAGUAUCUCAGAAUUUAGUCUUCAGCUUUGAGACGAGGUAAAAAGACGAAUUGUUGGCGGAAAUUUAUGUUUGGUGACAUUUUAUACGAUGAAAGCUGCAUUUGUGCAAAACUUAAAAUUUAGCGUAUAAAAUGUCGCCAAUAGCGAAGAUUAAAAUUCUUCGAUUAGAACAAGGUCUUUAGGACAUAUGAAUAAGAUUUUCGGUAAAAUAGACUUUGCUUGAGACAUUUUAUAUGAUGAAAACUGGAUUUGCAUGAAAAUUAAAAUUUUGCGUAUAAGAUGUCGCCAAAGUCUAAAAAAACAAUUACCCAUAAAGGCAAGGUAGUUAGGUCAAACGAAAGCAUUUUCUUUAAUCAUAGUGUCAAAUUAUACGAUGAAUUGCAAAUUUUUUACGAAAUCCAAAAUUUUUCGUAUAAAAUGUCACCCACCAUUUUUUCGUCAAAAAUCGAUAUUUUUAGAACAAACUCAGCACGUUGGCGAUCACCACUCAACUUCUUCAAAGCUACGCCACCAGCAAUGACUACACGAUCGAGAUCAACGGAGAGUUCUCGCCGAAUGGCCAAGGCGGCACUCCGUUCGGCCCAUUCCCCAUGUAUUUCCCGUAUUCGCCGGGCCGCAAAAUGGCCGAAGUGUUGGUCAGCGACUACACCAUCAACUCGCUGUUCUACUGGCUUCAUCGGACUGGAUUCCUGACCUUCCGCAUCGGGCCCGAGACUCCGAAAAUUGGGGAGUUGUUGAGAACAACCUGUGCUGACGCCGACGAAACCCUGGAAGAUCAUGGUGUGGAGGUGGAUGAGGAGCUGAGAAAACGAAGAAGGAAGCAUAAGAGAGAGGCGGGGUAGGUCGAAUAAUUGAAAAAUUAAAAAAAAAAACAAAUUUUGAAAUUUUUUUCGAAAAAUAUGGAUUUUUCAUAAAAAAACGAUGCAGGAAGCAUAAGAGAGAGGCGGGGUAGGUCUGAAAAUUGAAAAAACAAAAAAUUUUUUUUUUUUUGAAAACUGAAAAAUAACAAAAACAACCGAGAUUUUUAGGUCAAAAAAUGGGGAAAAUUAUAAUUUUUUUUACAAGUUUGGGCAAUAAGAAUAUAAAAAAAUGUUUUCCUAAGACGGAAAUUUUCAAAAUUUGAGAAUCGAUUUAAUUUUUUGUACAUUUUUUAGCAAAAAAAAUUUUUUUAUUGCUUUAUUGCAGUCUGUCGGGAAAAUAAUGAGGGCAAUGUCGUUGCGCCGGUUGCAUCGCUGAAACGAAAAAAAAAUCGAUUUUCUCCGCGACACAAUUCAUUUUCUCGGCAGCGAUUCGAUUUUUGGUGCGACAGAGGGCUCAUUAUUUUCCCGACAGACAAAUUACAAAAAAUUUUUAUUUAUUUUUUAAAAUUUUUUUGCUUUAUAUAAUUUGGAAGUAAAAAAAUUAAUAGAUUUUUUUUUAUUUUUUCCCCAUUUUUUUACAUUUUUUUGCAUUUUAUUUUUUUACUUUACAAAUAAAAAAAAUCGAUUUUUCCAAAAAUUUUUCGUAUUUUAAUAAUUUUUUUUCAAUUUCAGACUCUCUCCCUACGACUUCACCAUCAUCCGUCAGAAGCGGCAAGACACCUCGUUGACGGAUCUCGGAAUUUGCUUCGGCGACAUUCUCCCAGCAAUCCGAGAGCGCUACCCCAAUCAACGAAUCGUAAUCGCGAUAAAAACUCGACAAGCACCGUCGAUUCUUUUGUCGCAACGGAAUGGAGGCACUGUGACGUUGGACUUGGUCGCCGACGCCGAAAUUUACAUUGAAUCGACGAAUCAACGAGUUGGGGCCAUCACAAUCUCAGCUGCGGCUGAUAUUGUCGUGUCGACUUAUGGUGAGUUGGUUUGGAAAGUUUAGAAAAAUUUUUUGGAAAAUCGAAAAAGAUAAAAAAAAAAUUAUUUUCGCAAAAUUUAAAAUACGCAAAUUCUUCGCCAUUUCACUAAAUCAAAAAAAAAAUAAAACAAAUAAUAAAAUAAAGAUUUUUUUUUGAUCCAAGAAAACUUAAAAUACGCAAUCUCCUCCGCCAUUUUACUUAAGCAAAAAAAUAAUAAAGAAUAAAAAAAAAACAAAAAAAAAAACAAAAUGAAAAAGAAAAUCAAAAAAAAAAAAAAAAAAAUAAUAAAACAAGAAUUUUUAAUCCAGAAAAAAAAUUUUAUUUUUUUUUCAGCAUUUUUCCAAAGUAAAAAAAAAAUUAAAAACAAAUUCGAAAAAUUCGAAAAAUUCGCAUCAAAAAUUUCUUCAAACAACUUCUCUAAAAAUAUUUUUUUGUCCAGUGAAAAUUUUAAAAUUCGAACCGUUACAUUUAUAUCUUUGUUUUUCAGGUGGCCGGAUCAGUGGAAGCGCUCAAAUUACCCGAUUGCAACUCAAUGAUUACGAAGGUACCCUCGGAUUGCCUCAAGAUGCUCUUGACAACUUGGGUUCGCUGGGAAAAGAAGUCAUCCAGAAGGUAAGGAGGCCUUAGAAUUUUCGGAAAAUAAUUUUCAAAAAAAAAUUUUUUGUUGUCUCACACAGUGCAGUUUACUCUUUUCCGCACGGUGCGGAGCAUUUCGAAACACUUUGCACUGUGCAAGCGUCUGUUGCGACCGCAAAAAAAUAAGCUUGCACCGUGCGUUAUUUCGAUUGCACAGUGCAUUUUUUGCGAACCAUUUUGCACUGUGCAAGCGUCUGUCGCAACCGCACAGUGCAAAAAAGAUCGCUUUUUUCUGCACCCUGCGGAUCUUUUCGAACCAUUUUGCACUGUGCAAGCGUCUGUCGCAACCGCACAGUGCAAAAAAGAUCGCUUUUUUCUGCACCCUGCGGAUCUUUUCGAACCAUUUGCACUGUGCAGAGGUCUGUCGCCACCGCACAGUGCAAAAAAGAUCGCUUUUUUAUGCACCGUGCGGAUCUUUUCGAACCAUUUUGCACUGUGCAGACGUUUGUCGCAACCGCACAGUGCAAAAAAGAUCGCUUUUUUAUGCACCGUGCGGAUCUUUUCGAACCAUUUUGCACUGUGCAAGCUUUGUCGUCAUCGCACAGUGCAAAAAAGAUCGCUUUUUUAUGCACCGUGCGGAUCUUUUCGAACCAUUUUGCACUGUGCAAGCUUUGUCGUCAUCGCACAGUGCAAAAAAGAUCGCUUUUUUAUGCACCGUGCGGAUCUUUUCGAACCAUUUUGCACUGUGCAAGCUUUGUCGUCAUCGCACAGUGCAAAAAAGAUCGUUUUUUUCUGCACUUUGCGGAUCUUUUCGAACCAUUUUGCACUGUGCAGACGUCUGUCGCCACCGCACAGUGCAAAAAAGAUCGCUUUUUUAUGCACCGUGCGGAUCUUUUCGAGCCAUUUUGCACUGUGCAGACGUCUGUCGCAACCGCACAGUGCAAAAAAGAUCGCUUUUUUAUGCACCGUGCGGAUCUUUUCGAACCAUUUUGCACUGUGCAAGCUUUGUCGUGAUCGCACAGUGCAAAAAAUUAAAAAAAAAAUCUUUCAAAUCUCAAUUUUUCAGGCCGCCAACGACGCGCUCCAAAACGGAAUUGCCCUCAACAUUCCCAGUGGAAUUGGUGGACUUCCAAUCAACUUUGUGCAGCCCGAAUUCCACAUUCUGGAGCAUGCGUUGCACAUUGAAAGCGACUUCACCGUGGAUCCGGCGGGUCUUCAGGGCCUGUUGGGAGGCGGUGGCGGCGGAUUUGGAGGCGCGUGUCGACGGUAG